CCCUUCAUCUUGGCGCAUACUUCUGAAGCUCUUGCUAUGCAGUUUACCAUCAUCGAAAAGGACGCAUUGGACUCUGUCGACUGGAAGGAUCUAGUUAACCUCAGUUGGUCGCAAGAGGUUCCGUCUGUACGAGAUUGGGCGCGCUAUAUUCACGCAUUUCCCACAAACGUUACGGAUGUCAGCAGUAUUGACUUGAUCAUCACACGAUUCAAUCUUGUCAUCAAAUGGUGCAUCUCUUCGGUUUUGCUCUGUGGAACAUCGGAGGAGCGUGCUCAGUGCAUUACAAAGUUCGUGCACAUUGCAACGCAUUCGCAUCGCAGCCUACGCAAUUUUGCAACAACAGCACAAAUCACGAUCGCCCUGCUUUCGUCAGAUCUCUCACGCCUCACCACGACAUGGUCAAAAGUAGCACAAGCCGAAAAAGAUGCACUUCGAGAUCUUGAAAAGUUGGUCAGCCCGAUGCGUAAUUUUGCUGUGCUACGUGCCGAGAUGGAAAGCGCAGCAGCCGAGCUGACGGACGACGAUAUCUCAGCCGGCAAAGGAGUCAUUCCUUUCCUCGGCGUUUACACUCGCGACCUUGCCCUCAAUGCUCAGAAGCCAGCAUUCAUCACACCUGCUGGCAGAGCAUCUUCUGACGGAUCUCACGAGAAACUCGUCAACUUCGAGCGUCACCGCACUAGUGCUUCGAUUGUUAAAGGAGUGUUGCGGCUGUUGGAUGCCAGCUCCAGAUAUGCCAUCAAAGCAGAUGGUGAGAUUCUGGCCAAGUGCUUAUGGCUAGCAGCGCUUGCCGACCAUGAGAUCGCCGAGCUCAGUAGAGGGCUGGAA
Molecule: messenger RNA, 825 nt
Organism: Aureobasidium melanogenum CBS 110374
Lineage: Eukaryota; Fungi; Ascomycota; Dothideomycetes; Dothideales; Saccotheciaceae
Product: ras GEF
Exons: 1
Biological process (GO): Ras protein signal transduction; positive regulation of GTPase activity
Cellular component (GO): plasma membrane
Molecular function (GO): guanyl-nucleotide exchange factor activity
Source: RefSeq, a predicted model, not a curated record